AUGGAAGAAAAACACGAGGCAAACGAGGUGGGGAAGAAUGGGCGUCCUCGGAAGCUCAAUAGCCAACAAGCGAUAGAAAGACGCCGUUCACAGCUACGUAUGGCGCAGCGAGCGUAUCGCAUGCGAAAAGAAAACACCACUUGCAACCUGCAGGAUCGUGUUCACGAGCUUGAGGAUGGCAUUGAGAAGCUCAGCCAGUCAUUUCUCGGGUUCACUGAUCUCCUUUUAGAAACUGGUCUGCUUGAAAAGCAGUCGCACAUCACGUUAGCCCUCCGCAAAAUAACACAGCAAUACCUUGCGCUGGCUGAGACUGGAUAUGCGGGCCCUCAUGAAGGGGAAGCUGUUGGUGCCACUUCAUCCACUGCCUUCGACAAGGACGAAACACUUAGUAGCCCAAGGGUGCCGUCGAAUGAAAGAGCUCCUAUUGGACCCUCAUCGACACCGAUGGGAUGUUCUGAGCUGCCGUCCUUAUACCCACAACCACCCCUUUAUCAGUGUGAACUGACACCCCCAAUCAAUGCUUUCAUGGCUUCGCGCGCUAAUGAGUCGCCCCUUCCGCUAUCAUCAUUACCGGGUCACCCCCCAGACAUUUCUCUGGCUAGCUCGAUCAAAGACCAACAGUGGACUUUCUCACAGUAUCUAGUAAAGGCAUGCUGUCAGAAUGGGUAUCAGCUUCUUGUCGACACCCCGAACGACUUCGUCAAGAUUCAAGAUGUUUUUGGGACAUAUUUACCUCCAACCGAGCGCAAGAACUUUAUUUCCUGUUUUCAUGCUGGAAUGCAUGACAACACUGGAAACCUUAUUGAUCUCAUGGCCACUGCACUUGCCCCAUCGCGUCCCGAGGGGGAAUGUUAUGCCUCGGAAGGUCUUGCGACCCCAACUGAGGGACUGGGAUCCAUCUUCGCAUCCUCGGCCGGCGAAUGGUUAGAUGCUAGUGGUGUACAGGGGUUCAUCAGCGCGAAGGGAUUCUGCACCCAGGAGAAUGGUCGCUCAUUAUCUCGCUCAUUUAUUUCGUCGCUUCACGUUGCUGCGCUUAUUCAAUACCUCGCCAAUGAGUGUAUCUGCUUCGGACAUGGUCCUGCUUUUCGACGUCAAACUGUGGAGGCUGCAUUGCGCCUGGCAAGAACAAUAUGA
Messenger RNA from Penicillium verrucosum, 1134 nucleotides. Its product is annotated as bZIP transcription factor. The transcript is spliced from 3 exons. Bases 1 to 1134 code for a protein of 377 amino acids. The record is from RefSeq and is a predicted model, not a curated record. Lineage: Eukaryota; Fungi; Ascomycota; Eurotiomycetes; Eurotiales; Aspergillaceae. Gene Ontology annotation, biological process: regulation of DNA-templated transcription. Gene Ontology annotation, molecular function: DNA-binding transcription factor activity.